Messenger RNA from Amblyraja radiata (thorny skate), 2559 nucleotides. It is a transcript of the gene ccdc138, whose product is annotated as coiled-coil domain containing 138. The transcript has 15 exons. Lineage: Eukaryota; Metazoa; Chordata; Chondrichthyes; Rajiformes; Rajidae. The coding region runs from base 190 to 2379 and encodes 729 amino acids. The record is from RefSeq and is a predicted model, not a curated record.
CUGUGGCUCGGGAGGAAGCGCAGGAAGGAAAUGUUGCCGGUGAAAGUGGCGGUGUGGCUCCUGUCCUGACUUCUCGCCAUGGGGUUGUUCCUGCUUAUGUUCCGCCGGUGCUCCAGGACUGCCGCUUUGUUUUCGUUUGCAGGGACACGCACCGGACUCCGCUGCAGCACACACUGAGGCGCCGUCGCCAUGGCGACCAACCUGCCCCUUCACCCCGUACAAGCGGAAGUUCCGGCCCUAGCGGCUCCAGAUUCAAACAGUCGCCCGGGAGACGGCAGCGUUGGGUUUCGGGCAGCGAUGGCGAGCUCCAGGGCGGCGGCGGAGGCGGCGGACUGCGAUAUCGAGCGCUGGAAGCGGCGCUAUCUGGGUGGCGGGGACGCCGGCGACUCGAGAUGGGUCUCCUCCGGCAGCGCCGCCGUGCAGCGGUUCAAAACUCGGCUCAGCGACUUUGAGGAUCGGGACACCACACUAAAUAUAAGCAACAAUAAUUCAAAAAACAAUUCAGCAAUUGAAGAUGCUGUGGAAACAUUACCAGAACAAAGAUACACGCGCAAUCUUAUGAAGUCAUCUACAUUUGGCUUGACCUACACUGAGAGAAGGCACUAUAACAGAUUAUUACAUAAUCUAUAUAAAACAAUAAAACUCAAUUCUGCAUGUGUUGAUGAUGCUAAUGAAUAUCCUCAAUACUCAACUGAAGAAUUAGAGGAAUAUCUGAAUGAGGAAGAAUUAGCAGCAUGCAAGAAACAGGAUAGUGGAACACAAUUUUACACUGAAACAGAUGUUACUUUGCCCUCUGGCUUAGCUUCUACCAAUUUCACUUCAGCGACAAGUGAUAUAGAUGACAGUAUUAAAGAAUUAAAGAAUGGAAGUCUUUCAGAAUCUUGGGAAAAUCCUUGUCUUUUACCAGUUGAAAUAAUGCAAAUUCAUAAUGAGUUAACAUCCAUAUGGCAACACGUGCAGAAAGAAAGUGUAGCGCUGCAGGAGUACAGAUGUCAGUUACAAUCACAUGAACAACAUCUAGCCAACAGAGAGGCUUUGCUCAUCAAACAUCAAGAUGCAUUAACAAAGUUAAGAGGAGUGGAAGAAGAGGUUCAUGCCAAGUUUGAGAUUAUGAAAGAGCAACAUGCUGCUGAAGUCAGUCAACUCACAAAUGCCAUAAAAGAGAAGAUAAAAGAAAACAAAAGACUUAAAUCUUCUUUUGACUCCUUAAAAGAAUUAAAUGACUCCUUGAAAAAGCAGGUUAACAAUAUAACACAACAGAAUAAGAAGUUGGAAGUUCAGAACAAAAAGAUUCAAAGCCGUUUAGAAAAUCUGCAAAGGAAGCACGAAUUACAUGUGGUGCAGAAACUUCAUGAAAAUGCUUUUGCUGGCGCAAAGGCGAUCAGGUUGGAAAAACAGGAAAAGAUUCAACCUGCCCGUAGAAUCAAUCGUCCUAUUUUAAAUGACAAUCUCUGCGAACUACUUGGAGUGCUUCUGGACUGGACCUCAGAUGGGUAUCUUUGCUAUUUAACUGCAGAGGAUGACAAUGAUGUUCAAAAGUCAUUAAGUCCAAAAUGUUUACCUAGAAAAUCUGUUCAAGAGAUGUGUGUGAAGAUCCUGCCGUUAAUCAAAGCACAAAUUUAUUUAAUGCCACCUGGGGAUAUCAAACUGCAGCUGGCAUUGGCAAAAUUAAUUUACUGGGCUUUAAGGCAUGUAUACAGAAGAGGGACACAACAGACUGUGGUUACUUCAACUAUGCGGCGAUUAGGAGAAGAACUGUUCCAGGGAACUACGAACAGGACUGCACAGGAUAGUCCUUCAGAGCCGGUUGACGAAGCUAAAUCAAAAGCUUCUGCUUUCUUCAAGAGCUCUAAUCUUAAUGUCCGAUUUUUAUCAACUCUCAGUAUCCUCAAAACAAUAACACAAGUCGAUUAUUUGGCUCAAGCUUUUAACAUCCUUCUUGUUGACCUGAACACUGAUGAAGGCAAGGCUUUGUUCUUGGAGUAUCAGGCUCUGCAGGUUAUUCUUGAUUACCUGAAACCUUCAAGUAAAAAUCUACUGAGCAGUGCUGUUGACAUCAUUCUGCAAAUGACAAUGGAAUCAAGUUAUUUACAGAAUUUUCUCGAGGCGUGCAGCACUGAGUCUUUGUUCCACAGUUGUUCCAUGAUCCUGAAGGGCCCGAAACUGGAUAUCCAAAUACUAGAGAAACUCAGCGUCAUUCUACAGAAACUUUCUAAAAUAAAGAAUAAUAAGAAAUUAUUUGAACUGUUCUCAAUCCACAUCUUCGUUCAAGAGUGGCACAGGACAAUGGAUCCAGAGCAGACGUUUCUCACACAAAAUCUUCAGUCUAUAUUGUUUAACCUGGGCAUAACUAAAGGCACUGCACCGCCAGCAGUCUGAGUAGCAGCCAUUCACAUCAGUGAACAUCCAUUCGCAUAGCCCAAGGAACUAGACACUGCUUUUAGUACUGUUACCAUCACUGGUAAGCUUUCUGUAUAUUUGAGAUUUUGUCAUUUUUCAACUGAACAUAUAGUGUGCAUAUUUUUAAUGAAUCCAAAUAAACUGAAAAAAAGUAGUUAA